Ostrinia nubilalis (European corn borer) is the source of this 5190-nucleotide messenger RNA. RefSeq lists its product as uncharacterized. The transcript has 5 exons. Bases 289 to 4917 code for a protein of 1542 amino acids. The record is from RefSeq and is a predicted model, not a curated record. Lineage: Eukaryota; Metazoa; Arthropoda; Insecta; Lepidoptera; Crambidae.
UCAGAACGAUAAAUAAAGACGAUAAAGUGAGGUUAGAAUUACGUUUGUUUUUAUAAAAACAUUAUCGGUGUUAAAAAAAUAACUUCAGAUUCUUACAUAUAAUGUUUUGUAUUAACUGUGUAUUUUCUGUUUAACGUAAUAACAUGGACAAUAAAUCUGAUUAAAAUGGGUUAGUUUAGAUUAAACUUGAAGCAUUGUGCUCAUAUUUUCGUCGGCCAUUUUGUGUUAGAAAUCAUAAAAGAAACAAAUAUUAAUACUGCGAGACUUUAAGGAUAGAAAAAUAGCAAAAUGGAUAAAGUAUUUUUUACUAAUAUAACCAGGACAUGUAUCAAACCAAAUGACGAUCUCUAUGAAUUAUUAAAAGUCGAUCCAGCAAAACCCGUCCCCAUCAACCCUGUUCAAAAUACUACAUGUGAUUUUCUGCCCACCAAUGGUAAACAAUAUGUAUCAACGAAAAAAAGUAAACUUAAAGUGAAAACUGUCAGAGAUAUAAGAAAUCUCUUUGAAAAAGAUAUAAUGAGUGAAUUGCCAUCAGAGUUAGAGAAACAACAAAAUCUGCUUUUAAGAAAAAUUAAAGGCGGUACUUCAGGAGAUGAAAAAACUAAAUCACUUGCCAAAAAUAUGUUAAUAUCCAACAAACCUUUGACAAAAUCAUCGUGGCAAAUGCUAAUGAAUAUUAAUCCUGAAGGUCAUACAAAUUCCAUGCAAUAUGUUCUUUGGAACGGUAAACCUAUAAGGAUAAACGGUAGUAAAGGUGGUAAAAACAAAUUCAUAUGCAACUAUGAUGUCGGGAAAAAAAGACAACCUUUCAAAACCAUUGCUGCUGCGAAAAAAAAAUUUUGUAAAAAAGGUUUACUACAGAACUCCUUGUCUGUUAAUUUCAAGCCUGGGCCACUUACACGGAAGAUGUAUCUUGAUAAGUCCUAUCAAAAAUAUCACGUUGGAAGUAUUGAUAUUGUAAAUUUGCCAAAACCUGGAUUAGAGAUACAACCACUGUACGGUAGUGCUCUGGAUCCAACCAUUUGUAACUUCGUGAACAGCUUACGCGAAGAAAACGGUACCAUCACAGAAAAAUGGGCAGAAUUUGCAGUUUCAGUGGUAGGGUCUCUUCAUGGAUCGAAUAUUCGUCAGAUAAAUGAAGAUAACUCUGUAACUUUUGACUUGAACUAUAAACACGAUCAAACAAGAUUACUUAUGAGACAAGAUGGAGAGAAUAAAAACGAAUUUCGAAGUCUUAAUGGUGGUACUGAUUUAGUUUAUAAGCAUGACCAUGAUUUUGAUAUUAUUCCAGAAGUACGUGUUAUUAUGAACAAAAUUAUAGAAACAGUGGAAAUCAGCCUUGUUCAAGACGAUUUAUUCAUGGAAGAUAACGAAAUAAGGGAUGAUAUUCAAAACGAUUCAAUGCACCACAAUAAUAAAGAUAAAUUGAAAAGAAAAUAUGGUGAGUUAGAUAGGCUUGCUGUGACUGUCAUAAGAUUAUCAGACGAUACACCAACAGAUGUCGAAGAAAAAUGUCAGAACUCAUUUUGUGCAUUGGGAUGCGUUUGUAGCUCAUUGAAAUCAACCGUCAAUUUAAAAGGUCAUUGUGGUCGCUUGGAUUGCAUGUUUAAAUGUAGAUGUGACUUCUCAAAACAUAAAUGGAUUGAAGGUUUGGACAAUGAUUGCCCAGAUUUACUACCCGGUUUGUUAAAUUUGAACAAUAAAAUAAAUUGUAACCUAUCGAAAGAGGAACAGAAGUUUCACCAAACGGUAAUAUUAACUGGUGACAAAAGCAUUGUGCUCAAAUCUAAAAAGAGAAAUACAAAAUCUUCAAAAAAGUAUGCUGAAUUUUAUAGCAGCUUAUCUUUAAAACCUGAGCCAAAGGCUAAGCAUGCAGUAUUAGCUAUUAUUGAGCCAAGGCUGAAUUGUGAUAAUAUUGAACCUCUGUGUAUGGUUCAUAACUUAUACAAAUGUUUUUGCAAAGGAAGGUUUACAGAAUGUUUAAUUCCUAGAGAAAAAGAGGUAUUGCCUAAUGUCACUGGGGUAAAGGAAAAAGAAGUAAUCACAUCGACUAGCGAUAUCACAAACUCUGAUUCAUGUGUUAUUAGUGAUGACCAAGAAAACACCCAAGACUCGAUUAGCUCGUAUCCUUUCAAGACCCGUACAAGAAGAGAAACUUUCAAGAAAGCUGGAGAGACAAUUGUAACUAUAGAGCUUGAUGACGAAGAUGAUUCCUGCUCCAGAGUUAAACCUUAUGAGGGAAGAAAGUUCAGUAACGGUUAUUACCAGAAUGCAAACAGUAAAAUUUUAGAUAUGGAGAUUAAUGACACCAAAUUACGCAAGAGGUUGGCGCAUCUGGCUGGGAUAACUCUUAAAGACACUACCAAAUCUAAUGUGAAUUCUGACUCUCAAACAAUAGCAUAUUCUGAAAAUGAGGUAAGUCGAGGAAAUAAUUACAAUCUCCGAAGAUCAAAAUCUCAACCAAAACCCAAUGCUAUUGUUGAAGAGACGGUAUCUAAAGGAACGCUUUCUAAAGAGACAACUUCGAAAGUGGUGAUCCCUAUGGAGAUGACCCCUAAGCAGGUGGCUUCUGAAGUGACGAUACCUAUAGAAAUGACCUCCAAGCAGGCUCCGAAAGAGAUGACUUCUCAAGAGACUGCAGCCUCAUCAUUAAAAAUGAUUGUCGAUCCUUUAACUAAGAAACGUUUAUUGAAUCAACCCAAAGUAGUUAAAUGGCUUGAAUCCAGUUAUAAACAAUUUAAACGGCGAUUAGAAUUGGGACCUUUUAAAGCUACAUUAGAACCGCCCAAAAAAGGAAAAGUAUCGCUUUAUCCCUGGGAAUUUAUAUUAAGCAGAUACAGUGAACGAAAAAACCUUUUCUUAGUUACGAACAAAGUCCCAUAUCGUAUAUUCAUGGCGGUUAAUGCAAAUAAUCCCUUUUUUGAGAAUUGUAUAAAUAUUGACGACAUACGAUUCGCAGACUUAUACAAAUAUCCUACAUCAGUAAAAAAUCUACUUACAAACGCACGUGAUUUAAAGGAAAACUUUUGUAUUUUAUUUGGAUUAAGUCAUUGUUGGGAAUUCGUGGGGUCAGUUACAAAACUUAGCAGUCCAAAAGAAAAUAAUUGUGAAGAUGAAGAAGAAAUGGAAAUGUCGUCGGCUCAGGAUACUGAUGAAAUUCCUAAUUAUGACAGUGACUCUUACUCUGAAUCGGUCACAUUAGAAGAUAUAGACAGAUUCUCACUAGCAUCUGAGGUUCGCUCUAAAACCACGGAACUAAAGUUUUCUGAAGAAAGCCCAGAACAAAAUAAAUCACAAUCUUCUAAAUGGUUCAUUAUGACAAUUGAAAACGAUUUCACGGAAAUACAGUUUUAUAAUCGGGGCUUUUUUGUAAAGUAUGCGAGCAUCAUUCAAGCAAUACAUGUGGCCCGAACCUCUGGAAAAACGGUUCGAUUGUCAUCUCAAAAGGUGGCAUAUACUAAUGGACCUCAAUUUGGGAUUUAUGCUGUUCCUAGUACAAGUAGUUACUAUGUUUUCGUAGGACCUUACGAACUUGAUGAACCCUUAGGAAUAGAAACUUUGAAACCUUCGCUCAUCAGAAAGGCUCCAAGAACAAGAGGUGUUUGGAUAACAACCAGCAAAGUUGAUAAUAUAAAGGUUAUUGAUAAUCCAUUGUCAUUUUUACCUGCUAAAACAGAUAUGGUACCGAUAGAGGAGGACUUAAAAAAUAACGAAACUCCAGAAAUAAAUGAAACUGUCAAUCAACUAGAUACAAUCACUAGGCGAAAUAGCCAAGAUGUUGCUGCAAACAGCAAAGCCAAAGACACUAUUAAAAUUGUGAAACCGAUCAAAAUAAGAAAAACAAAUGGGUUCUACCAUUUAACACAACAAUCUAUUCUAAAACCACUUAACUUGUUGCAAGCGAAUCAACACGCAUCAGAACCCAAUACUCCUACAACAAUAAUAAUGACACAACCCAAUCCAAACGAAAUAGCUGGGGCUCUGUGUGAUAUGCCAGUCAUAAUAGCGGGCUGUGAAACUCUUAACACUGAUGCAAAUACUACUUUCAUACCUAUUUCACGUGUGGCAAAUAUACAAGUACUAAAACAACCGAGACCAGUGGCAGAAGUAGCUCCACAAAUUAAAAUAGCUGCUGUAUAUUCUGAAGCGAAGACGCCGGAAAAACAAGUAGAAAUGAAAAAAAGGGAAGGUGGCAUGUUUAUCUUAAAGCCCGAAGAAAUCAAUCAACGAAUAGAAAAGAAACUAAAUUCAGCAGCAGAAUCGCUCGAACCUAUUUUAAUUGGUGAUGAUGAAAAUACAAUGGAUGUUGAAUAUUUCCUUGAUAAUGCGGAUGUUUGCCCUGCUCCAAGUAAUCUAGGAAAUAUCAAUUCACAGACGGACGCAGUAUUCAUAGAAUGUAAAAAUGUAGAACUGGGAGCAAUAUGCGGUUAUCUAGAUCGAAAUAACCGUGUAAGUUUUCAAUUCCCUCUUCUCAAACCUUCUGAAUUUUAUGAACCUGAGGUGGCUUUCACUAAAAUUAACCAAAUUAUUUCACGGAAGGUCUACAUACCCCCAUUUUUUACUUUGGAGUGGCACAUUGUUGACUCUUUUACCAAACUGAAAGUUCCAAAGGUAUUAACAGAGAAGGAUUUCAGAAACGUUUCCAUGAUAUCGGAGCGAGGGUUUGAAAAAAUACCAGAUGAGGCUGCACCAAAGUAUUCGAACAUCAAAACUUAUUCUAAAAAAGAUCGAUCUACCCAGGGUUUGCAAGAGACGGAGGCUAUUGGUGAACAGAAUAAUGAAAUUUUGCAAGAAUGCCAAACAGUAGAAGAUGGAUCUCAAGAGCUUUUGGAUGAAACUGCAGUAACAAAUGAUGCAGAACUACCAAUCGUCGGGACAACCGAUAACGACGCGGAAACAGAACUAAUUCUUCCGUAAUUAUCGGUCAUUCGUAUCUUGUAUAUCGAUUUUAAUGUAUAUAUUUAGGUACGCAAUUGUUGUAACGUUGUCUUCGUGUUGUAAAUGUGUACGAAGUAGGUACGUAAACUUGUAUUUAUGUACAUGGUGGAGCCCGGUGCACUAUGGGACAGAACUGUAUAAACCAUCUCAAAAAUCUGAAAGAAGAAAGGCGUGGUUUUCAUUGUGUCAUUUAGUUCCUCCAGCACCGUUUUCAGCGGAUGUACAAAGGUAGAAUAGUUUCUGGGAAUAAUU